CGAGCCCAGAAAGGGAAUAUCCGCAACUCCUUCAGGGCAGUCUGCGGCCGACACAUGUAAUACGACCUUGGCGCACGCUUCGCGCACGUGGCGCCAUGGCUCUCAGCUCUCAGCUGAGGUCCUGAAUUAUCAUGUACAGGCCCGACAUGAAUAUCACCUAAUUGUUGUGCACCUACUCCGUAGGGGGCAUCUAGCUCUAAACCUAUGCUCUAAAGAACCAAAUCAACACCAUUGGCGAUACCAACACCGUUAUCAUGGCGCAGGUGAUCACCCUCGCCCAGCUCGGCGAGCACAAUACUCGCGAGGAUCUAUGGAUGGCAGUACACGGAAAAGUCUACAACCUCACGACCUUCGCCGAAGACCACCCUGGCGGCAUCGACGUACUCAAAGAGUGUGCGGGAACCGACGCAACGGAUUCGUACGACUAUGUUGGCCAUACGGCGGGCGCUACCAAAACCAUGCAGCAAUACCUUGUGGGUAGUCUCGAGGGUGCGAAGCAGGUAGCGGAAUCCGCCCCCGUCGCGAGCCCUUCUCCGGCGGCCCACCCUGGCGCCUCAGCAGCAAAGUCUGGGGGUCCAUUCAAGUCCGCCGUCCCGCUUCUGUCGGCGGCAACGGGGUUUGGGCUAUUGAUUCCGCUACGGUCGAUCGCCCGGAAAAGGGACGAGCCGGGCUUUAUAAGCGAGCUGUGGUCGCGGAUCGGAAACAGGGGGUUCGGCGACCCAACGACCAACGUUCUGUUUUAUAUCCUCAUCGCCGUGAUCUUAGCAGUCGGCGCUGGGUUCUCCUAUCUCUAUUCGGAGUUUGAUAGGACGCUGCACGAGAAGGAGGUGUUUUCGUAUCCGUCAGUCAUCCCGCGAAAGUCGCGCAAAUAACCAACACGAUGGAUGGCAUGAUUCGCGAAAUCAGCAUUGGUGGUCUUUGGCCUGU
Messenger RNA from Durotheca rogersii, 927 nucleotides. RefSeq names its product cytochrome b5-like heme/steroid binding domain-containing protein. NCBI's taxonomy places the organism in Eukaryota, Fungi, Ascomycota, Sordariomycetes, Xylariales, Xylariaceae. Gene Ontology annotation, molecular function: heme binding. The transcript is spliced from 2 exons. Gene Ontology annotation, cellular component: membrane; intracellular membrane-bounded organelle. The record is from RefSeq and is a predicted model, not a curated record. Bases 255 to 872 code for a protein of 205 amino acids.